Molecule: messenger RNA, 1218 nt
Organism: Cryphonectria parasitica EP155
Lineage: Eukaryota; Fungi; Ascomycota; Sordariomycetes; Diaporthales; Cryphonectriaceae
Product: S-adenosyl-L-methionine-dependent methyltransferase
Exons: 5
Coding region: 1-1218 (405 amino acids)
Molecular function (GO): O-methyltransferase activity
Source: RefSeq, a predicted model, not a curated record
AUGGAGUUCAACCUGCAAGACGCUGCUUCUUUCGCUGAAAAGCUUGAUGCUCUCGUAGCAAACCCGGACCUCGUCCUGCAGCUUGAAGACGAUGUGCUUCGCCGACGGCUGCGCGAGGCGGGCCGGAAACUCAGCCGUGCCAUGGAGUCAGCGGGAGACACGACACACCGCCUGAACAAUACCACAUUGGAACUCGCACUUGCCCGGGUUGGUGUAGAGAAGGGAAUAUUCAGUAUUUUUGCUUCUCACGCUGUUGCUAUGACCAAUGCUGAGCUAUCAAAGAAGACCCAGGCCGACCCGGUCUUGAUGAAGCGCUUGCUGCGGUACUACCAAUCUCAGGAAAUGAUCUCCCAGCUUGGCGAUGAUUCGUACAGGGCCAAUUACAUCACGAAAGCCCCGACAACCCUUAUAGGGGAAUCGGGGACAGGCUACUUCUUCGAGAUGAUCCAUCCAUCUUUCGUCGCCAUUCCACAGUUCCUCCGUGAAAAUGGAUAUAAGAAUCCUUCCGAUCCGAACCAUGCACCUUGGCAUCUUGGACACAAGACGGAGAUGAACCCCUUCCCUUGGUUGAAAGCCCAUCCCGAGUACAUGAAAUUCUUCCUGCCUUGGAUGGCAACAAUGAGAGAGGGGCAGCCCAGCUUUCUCGAUGGGAUGGACUUCCGGAAGGAGAUCCUGUCAUCACUACAAAACACAGACAAUACGAUACCCGUUUUUGUUGACGUCGGUGGCGCGAUGGGACACCAGUGCAUUGCCCUUCAGCAUAAGUAUCCUGACUUCAAAGGGCGAAUCAUCCUCCAGGACCAGCCAUUCAUCAUUGACCAAGUGAAGACGAGCCCCUUGCCAGGAUUCCAGGGCAUCGAAGCUAUGGCCUAUGAUUUCUUUACACCGCAGCCAAUCAAAGGUGCCUCUGCGUACUAUCUCAGUUGUAUCCUCCACGACUGGCCUGAUCACAAGUGCGAGGAGAUUCUGAAAAACCUGAAGGGCGCCAUGAAAACAGGCUCUUCUUACCUCUUAGUCGAUGAGAUUGUGUUUCCUGAACGGGGUGCUGCGUGGCGAGCGACAAAUCUAGACAUUUCUAUGAUGACCUGUCUGGCUGCAUGGGAGCGUACGGCUGCCCAGUGGACAACUUUACUCGAAAAAGCUGGGUUUAAGAUCCAGAACAUCUGGGAAUAUGCUCCCGAGAGCCACAACUGCCUUGUUAUUGCUGUGCCUCAGUAG